ACAGCCUCGUCCUUAAAAAUAGAACUUACCCUUUGGAAAACCCCAUCCUAAUGAGUUAGAAAAUUCUAUCCAAACCCGAGGACGUUUGCGCGUGGGCUGUGCGUGUGUAUACAUUUAAUUAUCUUGAUUUACAAUUCCAUGAAAACAAAAACGAAAAUGAUAUUUUACCGGAGACCUUGAAGGUCGAUGAUUCUUGUACAAUAUCGAGCAGAUAAUGCAUGUCUUUUCUUCAUCCCUGCAACAAAUAUUUCCUAUUUAAUUAGUUCGACGUAUUUCUUUCAUUGCAGGGGAAACCUGAUUGAUUACUGUGCUUCUAUCAGCGUAGCGGCCGCGGCCAUGGCUAUGGCCAUGAACUUAAGCGCGUCUUACAUGCGAAUAGCGCAACCUGUAGCUACAAUUCCUAAGAAUAAAAAUGCUCUUCCGUUACAGAAAAAUAUAAGCUGCAAAUUGAACUGUUCUUCAAACCCUUAUAGUAAAAACGCUCUUACAAUCUGCAAUCUGAAAUGCUUUUCUUUAAACCCUGGGGUGACCUGGACACUGCGAACUGCAGCGUGGAGUAAGAAUAAGGUUACAUCCUUAAAAAUGGUUAAAGCGCAGGCUUCCUCUGCAACGGCGCAGGACGAAAGCACUGGAACUUCAGGUGAAUACCCCGUGGAUACUCGAAUUCCUGCCACUAUUCUCACUGGCUUCCUUGGUUCAGGGAAGACAACUCUUCUCAAUCAUAUUCUAACCUCUCACCACGGAAAGCGGAUUGCAGUCAUAGAAAAUGAGUAUGGUGAAGUUGAUAUUGAUGGAUCACUAGUCGCCUCACAGUUGUCAGGAAGUGAGGACAUUGUUAUGCUGAACAAUGGUUGCUUAUGCUGUACAGUAAGAGGUGAUUUAGUGCGAAUGAUGUCAGAAUUAGUGACAAAACAGAAGGGCAAAUUUGAUCACAUAGUCAUAGAAACAACAGGUCUUGCAAAUCCUGCUCCUAUAAUUGAAACAUUCUAUGCGGAAGAUAAGAUAUCGGAAAAUGUGAAACUUGAUGGGGUGGUGACUUUGGUUGAUGCAAAAAAUGCAACAAGACAUUUGGAAGAGGUUAAGCCAAAAGGAGUAGUGAAUGAGGCUGUGGAGCAAAUCGCAUAUGCUGACCGUAUUAUACUUAACAAGACUGACUUGGUUGGUGAGGUAGAGACAAGAGCUUUGAUGGAAAAGAUAAAGCGGAUCAAUGGGUUGGCUCGUGUUAAGUAUACCAAGUUUGGUGUAGUUGAUAUGGACUAUGUCCUUGGAAUUGGUGGCUUUGACUUGCAAAGGAUUGAAUCUGAAGUUCAUACAGAAAAUUCAAGUGAAGAUCACGAUGACCACAUCCAUCAUCAUGAUCAUGAACAUGAUCAUCAUGAGCAUGGACAUGAAAGCGACGGUCAUCAUCAAGAGCAUGGACAUGAAAGUCAUGCUCACCAUCAUGAGCAUGACCAUGUACAUGAUCCUGGGGUUUCUUCUGUUGCAAUUGUUUGUGAUGGAUCUUUAGAUCUUAAUAAGAUAAAUAUGUGGUUGGGACAAUUAUUACUAGAUCGUAGUGAUGAUAUAUACAGAAUGAAGGGUGUGCUUUCUGUUGAUGGCUUCAAUGAACGAUAUGUAUUUCAGGGCGUGCAUGAUAUUUUCCAUGGUUCUCCCGACCGAAUGUGGGGACCUGAAGAGAAAAGGACCAAUAAGAUCAUCUUUAUUGGAAAAGAUUUGGAUAACGAAGCCUUGCAAAAGGGUUUCAAGGAAUGCCUACUCUGAACCUUAUAAUUCAGAGUGUAUUCCACAAUUCUUACUUAACUGGAUUCAAUGAUACUAAAGAAGAACAGAAUUGAUGGCCCUCAAUGACAUAUCUGUGUAGCUAUUCCAGCAGCUGAAUGGUGGCAUUUAGAGAUGGGUUCCUACUAAGCAUGUAAAUGAAAGGAAACACAGAUUUGGAACGUGAGAGCACUGCUUCAAAACUCAUUAGAAACACAGAUUAGUCCGGGACAUAUUUUUGCAGUUUGAACAUAAUGUUUGAAGCUGUGUAGCUAUUGAACAAGGGUCAAUUUUUUUUUGACAUAAAAGUGAUUUCAAGUCACAAAUAGUCAACAGACUGCUCAAAACCAAUUUACUGAUACAAUAACACAUUCCUUAAUCAAGCAAACCAUUUGAUGGAAAGAUUUGAUGAAAGUGAUAGUUUAUAGAACAUUUGCUAUUGUCUGUAAUGCAUUCUCUGAUCUAUGCCAUGGGCCUUCUCUCAUCGUAACAAUAUUUGAAGAUUCAUUGUUCACCAAAGGCUGAGCAUGGUCUGCCAUAUUAGAUUGACUGUAUACUCUCGAUGGCCAUCAUCUUUUAUCAUCACUGAUCUAGUCAUGCUUAUCAUAACUGAACUGGCUUGAGAGGGGAAUUUGCAUUAAGUUUGAUGUCAAACCCUCUCCAUUCAUCUGCAUCAUAAACUGUGUUCCUACAUAAAAUCACUAGAGAAUUGAGCCAUUGCAUUCUCAGAUAACUCCAUUGACUUGAUUGUUCGUGAAACUAAAAAAUCUACUAUGUGGAAAGUUAAAAUUGAAAUAAAAUUCCAAAAUUUAUGCCUAA
This is a messenger RNA of Cryptomeria japonica (Japanese cedar), 2577 nucleotides long. RefSeq lists its product as uncharacterized. The coding region runs from base 187 to 1761 and encodes 524 amino acids. NCBI's taxonomy places the organism in Eukaryota, Viridiplantae, Streptophyta, Pinopsida, Cupressales, Cupressaceae. The transcript has 11 exons. The record is from RefSeq and is a predicted model, not a curated record. Gene Ontology annotation, cellular component: cytoplasm.